CUCACAAGGCAGAAUGGCAGCCGCCCCGACCCUGGUUCUUUACCAUGGUUCAUCGGCGGCGUAGAACGACAUGUGCAGCCAAAGCCACACCAACAUGACACACCCCAUUCCGUCCUCCGUGUGGAUCUAGGCAGAUCUAUAACUCUUGAAGCAAUCAUACAUAGCCACCUAUUGGUAGAGUAUUGGUCUGAUUCGAACAAGUUGGCUCAUAUGCUCAUUUGUGUGACGCUAUACUUGCUUGAGCAUGACGCGUUUUUUACCCAAAGAAAAUGGAAUGAGCAAUCGACCUUUAUGGCACUGCUUCUUGUAUGGUGCCCUCGAUGUCCAGAAAAAUGUAGGUUGCCUUGCCUUGCCUUGCAAUCCACAGCUAUAUAAAACCCACAGGUGCACCUCUUCUUUUCUUUUCUUUUUUCUCUUCAGUAAUCUCCAGGGCGCAACUCAACGCUUACAUUACCCCAAGUUCGUUGCACACAUCCUUUUCUAGUUCUAAUAUUCUUCAAUCUAUCCAAUCAUGUCUUCCUCACUCAUGGAUUGUCCACCUGAACUUCUCAUACACAUUCUCAACUUCCUUCCAGUCCAAGCGCUCCUAAGAUUCGGCCAGACCUCUCAGUACUCCCAACAACUUGCAAAAUCCAGUCUACACACCCUUUCGCUAGGUGUACACCAAACUCACAUGUCUGCCAUGCUCAGCAAACUAGCUAAGACGCAAUACCCGCAGCCCAAACACUCCAAAUCUUUUUUCCAAGCUGCAAGCCAAUCGUCCAGUUCUGCGAGUAAAGCCUGUAGUAGCCGAAGGUCCAGUAUCGGAAGCGACUACUAUCCGGAAGACGACAUUGAAAACGAUCCAUAUAUGGUGUCUGUUUUGAUUCCGGAUGCGGGGACAUACGAUUAUCCAACACUGAUCAGCUUUGAUGCCGCGCUCACGAAAAGCAUCUUGACCCGGCACGGUGGUACGUUACGGAAUCUAGACUUGUCUCUGUGCACCCUCACGAGCCCAAUUGCGAGGUCCAUAGCCAGGCUUCGGGCAUUGAGGGUGUUGUCGAUUCGAAUCGAGGACUCGCCUUACAUGCGCGCCACCUCGAGAAGUGGGAGGGCCAGUCAGCAGGCGGAGCAGCGCGUGGCCUGGGAAAUAUUGACUGAUACGGCGGCAUGGGCACCUCGUCUUGAAGCUUUGCGUAUCGAAGGUGGGGAAGUAAGCACAAAACAACUGUCGCAGUUACUCGCUAGAAGUCGUUGGUGUCGUGAGCUGUGGCUUUCCAGGUGCAGAUCUAUUGGAGAAGAGAUGUGGGACUGGCUCGGGAGCGGAUGGAAAGGAAGCGCCUCCCUGCAUAUACUGGGUAUCAUGGGAUGUGGUGGUCAGCUUGGAGAGCUUGCAAUAGAUGUCAUUGGAGGAUUAAGGAGCUUGCAGUUUCUAUCUCUCCAGGGAACGUAUGGAACGAGCAGCGAAACCAUCGAUCUGAUGAACAACGAUAUAUGGCACAUACCGGAGAUUGUACUGCCGAAACCGCCUAUGAAAGAUCUCAACGGAGAAUUGAUUAUCGAAGUUGAUCCUGCUUACAUGUAA
This is a messenger RNA of Periconia digitata, 1564 nucleotides long. NCBI's taxonomy places the organism in Eukaryota, Fungi, Ascomycota, Dothideomycetes, Pleosporales, Periconiaceae. The record is from the annotation of a GenBank genome assembly.